This is a messenger RNA of Lathyrus sativus (Indian pea), 330 nucleotides long. NCBI's taxonomy places the organism in Eukaryota, Viridiplantae, Streptophyta, Magnoliopsida, Fabales, Fabaceae. The record is from the annotation of a GenBank genome assembly.
AUGAUCAAUACUACCCUUUUAGCAUUUGGUGUAGUUGAGACAGAGACAAAAGAUAGUCGGAAAUGGUUUUUAGAGUUACUUCUUCAAGAUAUUGGUGUAGAAAGAAGAUAUGUUUUUAUAUCAGACCAAUAUAAGGGACUGGUAAGUGUAUUUGAAGAAAUAUUUGAACAAAUUGAACACAAGAUAUGUCUUAGGCACUUGUAUGUUAAUUUCAAUAAGAAGUUUAGAGGUGGAGCUGCAAUAAGAGACUUACUCACGAGAGCUGCAAAAGCUACUUAUUACCAAGCAUGGGAGAAGAAGAUGACUGAGCUAAAGCAAUUGGCAAGUUGA